AUAUAUAUUCCCGUAUAAAUACACCAUCAGGAGGUUCCUUUAUGCUUAGACGUUUAUCUACUGCUUUAUCAUCUACUAGAAAAUACUCAAUGUCUUUACCAUCCACCCAUCACGUUGUCCUUCACGAAGAAAAUGGAGAAUACGAAGUCAUCAAAUACACUUCGGUUCCUACGCCAACCAUCACUACUCCUCACGAUAUCAUUGUGAAGAACGCCUAUGCUGGUAUCAAUUUCAUCGAAGCUUAUUUCCGUAAGGGAAUCUACAAGGCCCCAUUGCCCUACAUCUUUGGUAGAGAAGCCAGUGGUGAAGUUGUCGCCGUGGGUGAUGCCGUGAACAAUUUGUCCGUCGGUGACAAGAUUGCCUACCUUUCCCCAGGUACUUUUGCCCAAUACACCAAGAUUGAAGAUAGUCAUUUCAGACACAUCAAGUUGCCAGCUAAUGCCAGUGACGAAGAUUUAAAGAUUUACGGUUCAGUCUUCUUGCAGGGAUUGACCGCAUUAACUUUUGUCCAUGAAGCCUAUCCUGUUCAAGCCGGCGAAUACAUCUUGGUUUGGGCUGCAGCUGGUGGUGUCGGUAAGUUUUUGGUGCAAUUGAUCAGCAAUCUUGGUGCCAAUGUCAUUGCCUUGGCUUCUACCAAGGAGAAGCUUGACAUUGCCAAGGAUUUGGGUGCCAAGUAUGUAAUCAACUACAAGGAAGAGGAUGUCGUUGCUAGAGUCAAGGAAAUCACCAAUGGAGAAGGUGUUGCUGCAAGUUUUGAUUCUGUUGGUAAGGUCACUUUUGAAACCUCGUUGAACGCACUUAAGAGAAAAGGAACAUUUGUCAGUUAUGGAAACAGUUCUGGUCCAGUUACUCCCUUCCCCUUGAGUGUGUUAACACCCAAGAAUGUUAGAUUGUUGAGACCACUGUUGAACGGAUACAUCGAAACCCAACAAGAAUGGGAUUUCUACUCCAAGAAGUUGCUUGAACUCAUUGAACAAGGCAAGGUUAAGUUUGACGUUUCCAAAACUUACGACUUGAAGGAUUACGUUCAAGCAGCCAAGGAUUUAGAAGGACAAAAGACUACUGGUAAGUUAACCUUAAAGAUUCCUCAAUAGAUUUUCUUGUUCUGUUUCUUAUUUUUAUUUAGAUAAGGUAUACACUAUUAUAACUUAGCUCUGGGUAUUGUAUCGUACUGUCUUACUUUUUCGUAUUUUUGCAAGUCUUCAGGGGUAGCAACUCCAUACACGAACGUGCCUUCGCCGUUGGUUAUGAUGGCAAAGUAGAUGCCACUGUUGAAGAACUCAGCUAAUUCUUCUAACGGGGUGUCUGGGGUCAACACAUGGUACUUUUGGCCGUUUCCGGUUUUAGGACGCAAUAUUGUCGAUCUCACCGGUGUGCUUUGUUGCUUAUUGGUGUGGAACUCGGCUUCGUACUUUUGUUUGCUGUGUUGGUUGAACCAAAGCAUGUAGUUCUUAGCUAUGGGUCUGAGAAAGCUUCUCUUGAAUUUCUCCUGGUCCUUUUUGAGUUCUUCCACGUUGAGAACACCAAGGAGUCUUUUAUUAGUUUCGUGAAUCACUGGUAAGUAAGUAAACUCAUUUUCGUACGCAAUAGCAAUGGCGACGCCCAAGGGUGUGCUUGGGUUGAUGGAUACUGCUGGUGGGAUGUUGAGGUCUUCGAUGGUGGCUCCACGGUAAUCACGGUUGGCGAAUUUGGUCAUGGGUGUAUGUUGGUUGGAUGAUUGGUUGGUUGUCUGAUUGGCAGGAGUCACUUCAGAUCUUUUUUUGUUGGACCAAAAAUUUACUUUGUGAAAUUAGAAUAGUGUGGCUGGCUGGCUGCAUUUACAACAGCUAUCGAAUCUAUCUACUUCGUGUGUCGAUAGCUAGACCAGUUACAGAGUAAGUGUUUGUUUAUGG
This is a messenger RNA of Spathaspora passalidarum NRRL Y-27907, 1892 nucleotides long. Its product is annotated as NADPH:quinone reductase. Bases 90 to 1094 code for a protein of 334 amino acids. Gene Ontology annotation, molecular function: zinc ion binding; quinone reductase (NADPH) activity. The record is from RefSeq and is a predicted model, not a curated record. Gene Ontology annotation, biological process: cellular response to oxidative stress. Lineage: Eukaryota; Fungi; Ascomycota; Pichiomycetes; Serinales; Debaryomycetaceae. The transcript has a single exon. Gene Ontology annotation, cellular component: cytoplasm.